Spathaspora passalidarum NRRL Y-27907 is the source of this 903-nucleotide messenger RNA. RefSeq lists its product as uncharacterized. Gene Ontology annotation, cellular component: ribonuclease H2 complex; nucleoplasm. The transcript has a single exon. Gene Ontology annotation, biological process: ribonucleotide metabolic process; RNA catabolic process. The record is from RefSeq and is a predicted model, not a curated record. Lineage: Eukaryota; Fungi; Ascomycota; Pichiomycetes; Serinales; Debaryomycetaceae. Bases 1 to 903 code for a protein of 300 amino acids.
AUGCACAUUGAUAAAGAUAGCAGAGUGAUACUCCUCCCGGAGACAGAGUCCCCCGCUGAAUUCAAAAUACUCGAAUUACCCACAUCAAACAACCUAUCCACGACAAAGUCUUAUUUGUUCGAUGCAACUACAAACUCCCUCUAUGAGCUCAACGAAAUAAGAACAAGCGAAUCGGCAAAGUUGAAAUCAGGCGAUGCCGUAAAGUCAUACAUUCUCGAAUCAGACACAUCUGGUGCAAUAAUACAGUCUCCACGAACCAUCAUCUCGUCCAAAUUCAACCUUGUGUAUUUACUAAUUUCCAUAUUGUCCAGUCAGAAAGAAGACCGAUUCAUCACAGUAGACGACUUUAUGGAUCGAGUUGCAUGGAGUCACAACUUGCCAGAAAGUGUCAUUAGUAAUGCCCUUGUACAGAUCUGUGACGAAUUAGAUCAAGGCGACGCCAAAUUCUACAAAUUUUCUUUGGACAAGUCGAUACAGUUUGUCAAUGAAAAAAUCACCAAACUAGUUGAGUUCUUUACGAACGAAAAGAAUACGGUUAUAGAGAAAGUCAGGGCUGAGUUGAAUGAUCCGACCAGUACCGAAGUCGUUUCACAACAAUUAGUCCUGGAAUUAACCUUGCAGUACGCCAUAGAUUAUGUGUGUGGCUCAUACAUUGCUGAACCGACGUUUAAACAAGAUUUAAUUAAAAAGUACCAGUACAAGUUUGAUAAUGUGGAUGCAUACCUUGCCAAGUUAAAAGAAAAACAAAAGAGCCUUGCUGUUGUGGAAGCAAACAUGAACGAAGUGAUUCAUUCUACCGUCAAGAACAGAAAGAAGGAACAAAAGAAAACGAUCAAGAAAGUUCAAACUAAAAAGGUCGCCGUGGGUAAAGGUGCCCUUGAUGGAUUCUUCAAGAAAGCUUAG